Molecule: messenger RNA, 4563 nt
Organism: Nyctereutes procyonoides (raccoon dog)
Lineage: Eukaryota; Metazoa; Chordata; Mammalia; Carnivora; Canidae
Gene: ZSCAN20
Product: zinc finger and SCAN domain containing 20
Exons: 7
Coding region: 161-3568 (1135 amino acids)
Biological process (GO): regulation of transcription by RNA polymerase II
Molecular function (GO): DNA-binding transcription factor activity, RNA polymerase II-specific; RNA polymerase II cis-regulatory region sequence-specific DNA binding
Source: RefSeq, a predicted model, not a curated record
CCUGCGCGAACCCCGGAGCACUUCCGCCCUGUCGUGAAGUGGGUGUCUCGAGCCUUGGGGAGCAUUGCCUCUCCUAGGAGCCCCUUGAAGGACACGCCUUAGAUGCAGGACAACGUUGAACAAGGACAGCCCAGCUGAAGCGAGGUGUCCAGGACCGACUAUGGCUGUAGCCCUGGAACCCCAGGCCCAGGCCUCUCCUCGACCAGAACCUGAAGAACUCCCGAUUGUGAAACGGGAGGAGGACUCGUGGAGAUCAGAAUCCAAACUCCGAGAGGAGGACCAUCACCCUGUCCCUGGCCCCGAGGCCUCCCGCCAGCGCUUCAGGCAGUUCCAGUACAGGGAUGCAGCUGGACCCCACGAGGCCUUCAGCCAGCUCUGGGCACUCUGCUGUCACUGGCUGCGGCCAGAGAUCCGCCUCAAAGAGCAGAUCCUGGAGCUCCUGGUCCUGGAGCAGUUCCUGACUAUCUUACCCAGGGAGAUCCAGACCUGGGUGCAAGCGCGCCAUCCUGAGAGUGGUGAGGAGGCAGUGGCCCUGGUGGAAGAUUGGCACCGAGAGGUCCGGGCUGCAGGACAGAGGGAACUGGGCUUGUGUGCAGAAGAGACCAGGUCCUUAAAGGCAAUGCAGGAAUCUCAGCCUUGCCAGCUGCAGCCAGCAAAUCACUGGCCUGAGGCCCAGGGCCAGAAGCAGUGGGUGAAGAAUUCAUGCCCUGACCUUCCAAAACAUCUAGACACCAAGAUGGUGCCACAGCCCUUGAAAGAGAGUGCUGUUCUCACUCCCCGAGUCCCUACUCUCCCAAAGAUGGGGAGUGUUGGAGAUUGGGAGGUGACAGCGGAGUCCCAGGUAAGCUGCGGUUUGUCCAUUCUUUCCUGUCCUGGUUUCUGGGCUCUUACCCCCAUGCCCUUCUCCUCUCUCUGUAACCUGCCCUCAGCAGAAGGGCAUAUGUCACAGGGCGUCAGCCUCUGGCCCUGGUUCCCAAUCUACUGGGCCUUUUCCGUCAUGUUGCUUCUUAUGACACUGGCCUCACACAUGGUAUCCCUGUGUCCGUUACCUUUCCUGGGGCCUGGCAGAGUUCCCAGGCUGUUUUCAGUUGUGGUCCUUGUCUUGUACAUCUCACAGGAAGCCCUGGGACCUGGCAAACAUGCUGAGAAGGAAUUCUGCAAGGAUCCCCCAGGAGAUGGGUGUGGGAACGGCAUGCCCCUAGGAGUUCCAGUUUCAAAACCAAGUAUCAACUGCCAGCCAGAGCAAGGACCAGAAUUUUGGCAUCCAAACUUUAUAAACUCUGGAAAAAGGAACACUGUAGAUUACAACCUGGGUAAUGAGCAAAUGAGACCAGCUCAGGCAUUGGCCUGGAGAGACUCCAAGGCCUGGGAGGAACAAUGUCAGUGGGACGCAGAGGACAUGAAGGUGUCAGGUGUGCACUGGGGCUACGAGGAGACCAAGACUUUUCUAGCAAUUCUGAGUGAGUCUCCUUUCUCUGAAAAGCUCCGGACUUGUCAUCAGAACCGCCAGGUGUACCGGGCCAUUGCAGAGCGGCUGAGGGCCCGGGGCUUCCUGCGGACACUGGAGCAGUGUCGCUACAGGGUCAAAAAUCUCCUACGGAAUUACCGGAAAGCCAAGAGCAGCCACCCACCAGGAACGUGCCCCUUCUACGAGGAGCUGGAGGCCCUGGUGAGGGCUCGGACAGCUAACAGAGCCAUAGAGGGCCCAGGAGAGGCCAUGGCACUCCCCAGGCUGGGGGAUAGCGAUGCAGAGAUGGAUGAGCAGGAGGAAGGGGUCUGGGAGCCUGAAGAAGUAGCAGAAGACUGUAAUGGUGAUGAGCUGGCCACUGACGAGUCCGUCCAGGAGCCCAGGAUUCCAGGGGGCCCAACUCUGUUCCAGAGUCGUAUCGCAGGUGUGCACUGGGGCUACGAGGAGACCAAGGCCUUCCUGACCAUUCUCAGUGAAUCCCCGUUCUCUGAAAAGCUUCGCACCUGUCACCAGAACAGCCAGGUAUACCGUGCCAUUGCAGAGCGGCUGUGCGCACAGGGCUUCCUGCGGACGCUGGAGCAGUGUCGCUACAGAUUCAAAAACCUCCUUCGAAGCUACCGGAAAGCCAAGAGCAGCCACCCACCAGGGACAUGCCCCUUCUAUGAGGAGCUGGACUCACUGAUGAGAGCACGGACUGCGGUCAGAGCCAUGGGAACCCUCAGGGAGGCAGCAGGUCUUCCAAGGCCUGGGCAGAGCAGUACUGAGGCUGAUGACCAGCAGGCUUGGGAUGAGAUGGCAGAUGAAGAUGCCAUCAAAUCUCCAGCCCCAUGUCCUCAAACCCCAGACACUGGGUUUGAGAUGAGGCAUAAGGGUGAAGACCAGAUUUCAGAGCAGGACAUCUUUGAGGAUUUGCCUGGAGCCUUAUCAAAAUGUACUAGAGAGGAUGUUUGCCACCCUUAUGACUGGGGGCAAGACAGUGAUGGUGAAGGUGAAGGGCAGUGGGGAAACUGCCCCCAGGAGCAGUGGGAAGAAUGUUCUUCUGAAGAGGACUUAGAAAAACUUAUCGACCAUCAGGGCCUGUACUUGGCAGAGAAACCCUACAAGUGUGAUACAUGUGUGAAAAGCUUCAGUAGGAGCUCCCACUUCAUCGCCCACCAGCGGAUUCACACAGGUGAGAAGCCCUACAAAUGCCUCGAAUGUGGAAAAAGCUUUAGUGACCGCUCCAAUCUUAAUACCCAUCAGAGAAUCCACACUGGAGAGAAGCCCUACAAAUGCCUUGAAUGUGGGAAAAGCUUUAGUGAUCACUCCAAUCUUGUCACCCACCAGAGAAUCCACACAGGGGAAAAACCCUACAAAUGUGGGGAAUGUUGGAAAAGUUUCAACCAGAGCUCAAACUUACUGAAACAUCAGAGAGUCCACUUGGGAGGCAAUCCUGACCAUUGUAGUGAGCCUGGGGCAAACUUUGGUCCAAGCCCAUCCUUUAGUGCUCACUGGAGGAACUCUACAGAAGAGCCAUCUCUUGAACAACUUCAUAGUGCUAGUAAGAACUUGAAUUCUGGCCCACACAGUACCAACUCAGGGGAAAAGCUUUAUCAGUGUUCUGAAUGUGGAAGGACCUUUUCUAAGAGCUCUGCCCUCAUUAGUCACCAAAGAAUCCAUACGGGAGAGAAACCAUACGAAUGUGCUGAAUGUGGGAAAAGCUUCAGUAAGAGCUCCACACUGGCUAACCACCAACGAACCCACACGGGGGAGAAACCGUACAAGUGUGUGGACUGUGGGAAGUGCUUCAGUGAGCGCUCUAAGCUCAUCACACACCAGAGAGUGCACACAGGAGAGAAGCCCUACAAAUGCCUUGAGUGUGGAAAGUUCUUUCGUGAUCGUUCCAACCUCAUUACUCACCAGCGGAUUCAUACGGGAGAGAAGCCUUAUAAGUGCAGAGAAUGUGGGAAAUGUUUUAACCAGAGCUCUAGUCUUAUUAUUCACCAGAGAAUCCACACUGGGGAGAAACCCUACAAGUGCAUGGAGUGUGGGAGAGACUUCAACAAUAGUUCCCACUUCAGCGCCCACCGGAGAACGCAUGCAGGGGGGAAAGCAGCGUAGGAGACACCCUUCCCCCAGCAAAAGAGAUAAAUGUAUAUUUAAAUCUCCUGAGAUCAUAAGAUGUGUGCUAGAAGCUUACCCAAUGUUUAGGCUUGGUAUGUACCCAGGGAAGUUAGCUUGGUAUAAUCCAGAUUAAUUGGAAGUGAAUUACAAAUGCUAAGGAGCCAGAUUUGAAGGCACUUUUCUUUCUUUUUUUUUUUUUAAUUUAAUUUUUUUUAUUUUUAAUUUAAAUUCAGUUUAGUUAACAUAUACCAUAUUAUUUGCUUCAGGGGUGGAAUUUAGUGAUUCAUCAGUUGUAGAUAACACCUAGUGCUCAUUACAUCACAUUCCCCCCUUAAUGCCCAUCACCCAGUUACCCCAUCCCCCCCCCACCCCUCCAGAAACCCUUAGUUUGUUUCCUAUGGUUAAGGGUCCCUUAUAGUUAUGGUUUGAAGGCACUUUUCUUAAAUGUAAUUUGUUUUUCUCCUAUAAAAAUCCCGGUCCUUGGGCUCUCUUUACAUUUGCUGCCAUGUGAGGACUUUAUCUGUUUGAGCCAGACUGAUAACAUAGGUGGUUUAGGGGUAAAUCAGUGGUCCUGAGCAGUGAUUCCAGACCUCACAGGGCCUUUACACUGUCCAUAGGUAUACAUGGUCCGUUGGCACAUAUCAGCAAAUUAUCAUACAUGGUGGGUGGGGUGUAUCCAUACUGAAGAAUUUUGAGACUGGUUAGAGAGGGCAUAAUUGGGAAUCAGUGGCCGGAAGCAGACCACCAUGACCUUAGCAAAGAGGAGGAACAUUAGCGAUGUCAUUACAAAAUAAUUAUUAGGGCAGCCCGGGUGGCUCAGCGGUUUAGCACCACCUUCAGCCCAGAGCAUGAUCCUGGAGACCCGGGAUCGAGUCCCACGUGGGGCUCCCUGCAUGGAGCCUGCUUCUCCCUCUGCCUGUGUCUCUGCCUCUCUCUCUCUCUCUCUCUCUGUGUGUUUUCAUGAGUAAAUAAAUAAAAUCUUAAAAAAAGAA